Molossus molossus (Pallas's mastiff bat) is the source of this 2078-nucleotide messenger RNA. RefSeq names its product putative dimethylaniline monooxygenase [N-oxide-forming] 6. Gene Ontology annotation, molecular function: NADP binding; flavin adenine dinucleotide binding; N,N-dimethylaniline monooxygenase activity. The transcript is spliced from 8 exons. Bases 30 to 1628 code for a protein of 532 amino acids. Lineage: Eukaryota; Metazoa; Chordata; Mammalia; Chiroptera; Molossidae. The record is from RefSeq and is a predicted model, not a curated record.
CUGGCCGACCACGGCCCUGCCAGGAGACCAUGGCCAGGAAGGUGGCCGUGAUCGGAGCCGGCGUCAGUGGCUUGGCCUCCAUACGGUGCUGUGUGGAGGAGGGGCUGGAGCCCACCUGCUUUGAAAGGAGCAGCGACGUCGGGGGCCUGUGGAAGUUCUCGGACCACGCAGAAGAAGGCAGAGCCAGCAUCUACCGGUCUGUAUUCACCAACUCCUCCAAGGAGAUGAUGUGCUUCCCGGACUUCCCACACCCCGAGGACUCCCCCAACUUCAUGCACCACAGCCAGCUCCAGGAAUACAUAAGGACGUUCGCUCAAAAGAACAAUCUUUUCAGAUAUAUACAGUUUAAGACCCUGGUUUCUAGUGUCAAGAAAUGUCCCAACUUCUUGCUCACUGGCCAAUGGGAAGUUGUUUCAGAAAAGAAUGGGAAGCAGGAACUGACUAUUUUUGACGCUGUGAUGGUUUGUUCAGGACAUCAUGUGUACCCCAACCUGCCAAAUGAUUCUUUUCCUGGCCUAGAGCGGUUUCAAGGGCGCUCCCUCCACAGCCGGGACUAUAAGGGCCCAGAAGCCUUCGCGGGGAAGAGGGUCCUCGUGAUUGGCCUGGGGAACUCGGGAUGUGACAUUGCUGUCGAGCUCAGCCGUCUGGCUGCACAGGUCGUGAUCAGCACCAGGAGCGGCUCCUGGGUCAUGAGCCGGGUUUGGGAUGACGGCUGUCCUUGGGACAUGGUGUAUGUUACCCGGUUUGCAUGCUUCCUCCAGAACGCCCUUCCUUCCUUCCUCUCGGACUGGUUGUACGUCAAGAAGAUGAACGCGAGGUUUAAACAUGAGAAUUACGGCCUGAUGCCUUUAAAUGGCACCCUGCGGAAAGAGCCCGUGUUCAACGACGAGCUCCCAUCACGCAUCCUGUGCGGCACCCUGUCCAUCAGGCCCGGUGUGAAGGAGUUCACAGAGACCUCCGCUGUGUUUGAGGAUGGGACCGUGUUCGGGGCCAUUGACGCUGUCAUCUUUGCAACAGGCUAUGCUUAUGCCUACCCCUUCCUUGAUGACUCCAUCAUCAAGAGCAGAAACAAUGAGGUCACCUUGUUUAAAGGCAUCUUCCCCCCCGUGAUGGAGAAACCGACCUUGGCUGUGAUUGGCCUUGUCCAGUCCCUUGGGGCUGCCAUCCCCACCGUUGACCAGCAAGCCCGCUGGGCUGCUAAAGUGUUUGCAAACUCAUGUACCCUGCCAACUUCAAAGGAAAUGAUGGAUGAUAUUGAUAAGAAAAUGGGGAAGAAACUCAAGUGGUUUGGCCGGAGCCAGACUUUGCAGACAGAUUACAUCUCCUACAUGGACGAGCUGGGCUCCUUCAUGGGGACCAAGCCUAACAUUCCGUGGCUCUUCCUAACUGACCCCAAGCUGGCCCUGCAGGUGUACUUUGGGCCUUGUAGCCCAUAUCAGUUUCGACUUAUGGGACCAGGGAAGUGGCAUGGGGCCAGAAAGGCCAUCUUGACCCAAUGGGACCGGACAAUGAAGCCAAUCAGGACAAGAGCUGUCAGUGAAGCUUACAGACCCCAACCUAUUUACAACUUGCUUAAAAUGCUUUUAUUCCCACUGCUUCUUCUGCCUGUUUUGCUUGCACUUUAUUAACGAGAAGGUACUCUGGGUAUCAGAAUUUGUCCCAGACGUUUAGUUACAGAUAUGCCCAUAUAUACAUACAUAUAAAAUCUCUUGGCCGCUCUUUCCAUUCCUGCAGAUGUAGAAAUUAAUUCUGGCCCAUUUAACUCCAAGUCCAAAUAAAAUGAAAAAUAUUUAGCAUCUCCUAUCUCAUGAAAAUCUAUACUCCAUAAGGCUUUCCACAUGUGGAAUGGACAAGUUUAGAGAUGCUUGAGAUAAAGAAGAUGGGAGAGUGAAUGGGAGUGAGCACAGCUUUGCAGGUUGAACAAAGAUUAAUAGACUUUUUAAAGGGUGUUUUGUCAUUGGGAGAAUUGACAUCACAACCGUGUUGAGUCUUCCAUCUAUGACACAUUGUAUCUUUCCAUUCACUUAUAUCCUCUUUAAUUUCUCUCAGCAGGGCUUUAGAGUGUUUAGUGUAUAAGU